UGCAGUGCUGCUUCAGUUGAGGCGUGUUUAUUUAUAUUGAUCUAGGAUUUAUGUCUUUGCUAGGUCAUGCUCUUUUGUAGCAAGCGUGCGGUCAGUAGCACUGUAAAGAAACUCUGUUUGAGUAAUUGAAGAUUUGGGUUGUGGUUAGGCUUGUUUGUCUUCCUUUUUGAUCCUUUGUCUCCUAACAGAUUGUUGAAGAAGACGAGAAUGGCGUCUAGGGUAUUUUCAGCGGCUAAAAGGGGGUUUUUAAGGCCACGCUCAUCAUCGUUUAUGAAUUCCAGAUCUCAACUCCUCGUCUUCAACCGUACAUCCUGUUUCAUUAAUCCACCACCGCUACCGCUGCUCCAUAGAUUGAUUGAUGUAAAAUUUACGCAUCAUGAACGGGAAUGGAAGCGUAGAAUGAACAGCAUGAGUGCUGAAAGUGCUGAAGUGCAUAAGAUGAACUAUUCCCCCGAAGCCAAUGCUAAAUUGGAGAAAUGGAUUCGUCAAGUAGAGAAUGCAAAGGCUAUCCGAAACCAAUGUACAACAGAUUGGAAACUGGGAUAUGAGGAUCAACAGCAAAGAGUAGAUCACUUAUAUAACGAACUGAGGGUUUCUUCGGCCGAGUACAGGGUCAAAUUGGAUGAAAUCUUGCUUGCAGGAAAGGUGACAAAGGCUGCCUUUGAUGAAUCAAUUGAUGAUGGAUCAAGUUUUGCGAAGGGUUCUUCGGCUUUGGAAAAACACCUUGAUAAACCUAAUGAGAAAACCACGCAUCUAAUGGAGGUGAUUGCAAGGACUGAAGAAGCUGUGGUGAUUGCAAGGCCUGAAGAAGCUGAGGAGGUUCGCAGGGCAUACAGAAAAUCGAAAAUUCUUGUGGUAAUCUUAAUCUUAUCUGUGGGUGUGUAUGAGUUUGGACCACUCUUUGUGCUGCUGUUACCAAUCUUACCUCUGCUGUUACGAAUCUUAAAUGCACUUAUCAAGCCACUCCUUGUGGUCCUCUUACCUCUUCUCCUACCACUCGCUAUGAUGCUCUCACCACUUAUCCUGCCACUCGUUGCGAUGCUCUUACCAUUUACCCUACUUGGUGCGGUGCUCUUACCGGUGCUCUUACCAAUCUCAUUUGUGGCUAUUCUUGUGGGGGGCAUACUUAUCAUUCCAGCUGCAAUUUUAUUCCUUUUGGGUGGGUUUCGUACUCACAAUAUUCAGCUAGAGCCAAGCAUUACUGAUGAUAGACUCAAAUAAAGUCUCAUUAAGGAAUUAAAUUGUGAUAAUUGGAUUAAUAUGCAAUCUUAUUUAGUAGUUUGCAUGGGUGAUAAAAUGUAAUUAUAUUGUGAUA
This is a messenger RNA of Tripterygium wilfordii, 1315 nucleotides long. RefSeq lists its product as uncharacterized. The transcript has 5 exons. Bases 208 to 1221 code for a protein of 337 amino acids. The record is from RefSeq and is a predicted model, not a curated record. NCBI's taxonomy places the organism in Eukaryota, Viridiplantae, Streptophyta, Magnoliopsida, Celastrales, Celastraceae.